Molecule: messenger RNA, 2787 nt
Organism: Contarinia nasturtii (swede midge)
Lineage: Eukaryota; Metazoa; Arthropoda; Insecta; Diptera; Cecidomyiidae
Product: dnaJ homolog subfamily C member 2
Exons: 4
Coding region: 588-2567 (659 amino acids)
Biological process (GO): 'de novo' cotranslational protein folding; regulation of translational fidelity
Cellular component (GO): cytosol
Molecular function (GO): Hsp70 protein binding; ribosome binding
Source: RefSeq, a predicted model, not a curated record
GUAGAAAUCAAAGAAACAAAAGCGCAUAGAACCCGCGCGCUAUUUUGGCUACAGUGUCGUAUGAGCCUUUGGAUUGAAAGAGAAAAAAAUAUUAAUAUGUGAUAUUUUGUAUAAUUGACGGGUUUUAUUGUUGAACAUUUACAAUCAAUUCGUUGCAAUUGAAGUGGAAAGGUUUUAAAAUUACGCAAAUCGAUUUGAACUUUGAAGCAGCAUUCAAAUCGCAAAAAUUCCAUCGAUUUUUUUUUUGUCAAAUUUUUUGGCACACACAUCGCACUGUGAAUUCGUAUAUCGGGAGUAAUAUUCAUGUUGAGCACGUGUUUGAGGUUAACUUAUAAACUAGUGUCAUUGCACACACAAAUUGAUUAUAAUUAAAAGACAGCUGUAUCUUGAUCACAAAACGAACACCGAGAAAUUAAAUUUACACAAUUUUUGUACCUGAAUAUCUAUAAUAGUGUGAAAAAAAAAAUUUCUUCUCGAAGAAAAUUGCAAUACUUUUGCGUCGAUUAGAUUGGUGAAAAUCCCAUACAUACACAUUGUAAAUUGAACGUGAAUAAAGCGCAGAAACGUGCAAAAUCAAUUGAAAUAAAAUGAGUGCCGAAAAUUCAAAAUACACAGUGGCAAUAUGCCAACCUUUGGUUCAGCAACGAGUUCAAUGCGUCGGACCGCAUUUUAUGAAAUAUCUACAUAAAAUUCGACAUGGUGGCGAUGGCGUUCUAUCUAGUGCCAGUUCCAUAGACGAAAUAUCGGCUAAUGAAACGGAAUUCGAAAUCGAUGUUGACUACUUAAGAAGCUUGGAUCCAAAAGAAUGGAAAGAUCAAGAUCAUUAUCAUGUAUUGGGAUUGAAGACAUUAAGAUACAAUGCCACCGAUGACGAUAUUAAGCGAGCAUACAGAAAAAUUGUGUUGAAACAUCAUCCAGACAAAAGGAAAGCACAAGGCGAAAACGUGCACACUGAUAGCGAUUAUUUCACGUGCAUAACAAAAGCAUACGAGACUCUAGGAAAUCCAACAAAACGACGCUCAUACGAUUCCGUAGAUCCAAUAUUCGAUGACUCAUUGCCAACACAAAGUGAAAUAAAUAAAAAUUUCUAUGAGACUUUUUCCAAGUAUUUUGGUCUGAAUGCACGAUGGAGCGAAAAGAAAAGAGUUCCGGAAAUAGGUGGUGAAGAUGCCAAUAGAGAACAUGUUGAAAACUUUUACAAUUUCUGGUAUAGUUUUGAAUCUUGGCGUGAAUACAGUUAUUUGGAUGAAGAAGACAAAGAUAAGGGUCAAGAUCGUGAUGAACGGCGUUGGAUUGAUAAGCAAAACAAGGCUGUUCGUAUUAAGCGAAAAAAGGAGGAAAUGUCACGUAUUCGAGCAUUGGUUGAUUUAGCCUAUAACAAUGAUCCGCGCAUCGUACGCAUCAAGAAUGAAGAAAAAGAAAAGAAACAGGCGGCAAAACGGGCUCGCAUGAGUGCCGUUCAAGCACAACGUGCCGAAGAGGAACGAGUUUUGAAAGAAGCUCAAUUGGCUAAAGAACGUGCCGAACAAGCCGAACAAAAGCGAAUCGAACAGAUUCGUUUGGAAAAGGAACAACAAAAGCGUGCAUUGAAAAAAGAGCGAAAAAUUCUGCGUGACAUGGCCAAAGAAAAUAAUUACUAUUCAACCAGUGACAAAGAACGAAUUAAAAAUAUGGAAGGUGUUGAAAAAAUUUGCGAAAUGUUAAAAUAUUUAGAUUUGCAAUCGUUCAAUAAAGAUCUAUCGAAUGGCGGACGAAAUUGUUUCAUCAAAAUGUUGAAACAAACCGAAGAUAAAUUAGAAGAAGAACGACAAGCGGUAUUCGGUGCAAGUAAGACGGUUGCGGCCGCACAACAAGCACAACAGGCCAAACAAAAUACAGCGGUUAAAAGCGUUGACAAAAAUGCAAUGUGGUGUCCCGAAAAUAUGCAAGUAUUGAUAAAAGCUGUGAAUCUAUUUCCAGCCGGAACUGUGCAACGAUGGGAAGUUAUUGCCAACUAUCUCAAUCAACAUUGUACUAAUUUAUCAAAUCGUAAAUUUGCUGCACGCGACGUUUUAAAUAAGGCCAAGGAUUUACAGAGCAGCGAUUUUGCGCACAAUAGUCUUAAAGUGCAAGCAAAUCAAAAUGCAUUCGAAUCGUUUGAAAAAACGAAAAAAGAAUUGAAAAUUGUUGACAACGCUGAAAUCAGUGUGAAUAAUGAUGGUGAAACGAAUGCAAGCAAAAAGAACAAGAAAACCGAAAUAAAUGGUACAACAUCGAAAAAACCAGCUGCUGAAGCGGUUAAAACAAAUGGCCACACGGAAAAAAAUGAAAAAAAUGAAAAAUCAACACCAACAAAUACAAAUGAUACGGCAACAGCACCAUCACAAGUUGCCGCUGGACCAUGGAGCAAAGAUGAGCAAGCAUUGUUAGAACAGGCAAUGAAAACAUAUCCAGUGUCAACACCGGAUCGCUGGGAUCGUAUCGCCGAAUGCAUACCGAAUCGAUCGAAAAAGGAUUGCCUACGACGUGUUAAGGAACUUGUUGAUUUAGUAAACGCAAAACGCGAAGCUCAGCAAACUGCAAAAUAGGGCAAACCUUUAGUCGAAUUUCGUUAAAAAAACAAAAACAAAACAAAUUGUUUCUCAAUUCAACAGAUUCUUUUUUUUAUAUUUAAAAACCGUUUUCAAUUCUUUUAACAUUAUAACUAGCGCCAAUAAAUGUAUUUAAACAAAUUCAAACGAAAACAAAUGAAAAUGAAUUUCACUGAAUAUUUUGAAUAAAAUGAAAGAAAACCAUAACAAAAACAAA